CUGUGUCUCCUUCCUUCCAGAGUUGAAGAUGGCCCUCUUCCAGCCUGCGGAUGUGUUUCUGGAUCCAGACACGGCGCACCCCACCCUCCUGGUUUCUGAGGACAAGAGGAGCCUGCAGCACAUAGACACAUGGCAGAACCUGCCAGAGAACCCCAAGAGAUUUCUUUGGAAUUACUGUGUGCUGGGCUGUGAGAGCUUCAUAUCGGGGAGACACUUCUGGGAGGUGGAGGUGGGGGACAGGGCACAGUGGUGUGUCGGGGUGUGCAGGGAGAGUGUGAGGAGGAAAGGUGUCGAUAAAAUGUCCCCUGAGAAUGGAUUCUGGACAGUGGGGCUGAUUCCUGGGAAGUACCUCUGGGCUCUCACAGACCCACAGACCACACUGACCAAUGUGAGCCCCCCUGAGAGGGUCGGGGUUUUCCUGGACUGUGAGCUGGGGGAGGUCUCGUUCUACAAUGCCUUCAAUGGGUCUCACAUCUUCACCUUCCCACACACCUGCUUCUCUGGGCCUCUGAGGCCUGUUUUCUGGGUUUGGACAACUGAGCCCACUCCCUUGACCAUUUGCCCAGCACAGAAAGCAGUGAGGAGGUCCCUUGUUCCUGACCCAGGGCCUGACCCUUCCCUGGAGAUUCCGGUGGCCCCGUCCUCAGCUGCUGGGAAUGGGGACCCUCAGGCUGAAGAAUCGUCUCUGCUUCUUGCUGCCCAGCCUGGAGCUGAGGGCCCGUGAACAGCAAACCUCUCAGCGAGAAAACACUAAAAACACUGAGUGACGGGCUUCACUAACAUUCAGUUUUUCCUGAUGAGAGACAAGGAGAAAAGGGUACAGACUGUGAGUUAACUUUCCAAAGGUGGGUCAGCCGGGUUCAAACAACCAGAGCUGACAUCUCUGGUAACUUCACAGGUACUGGGUGCUGUGCUAGCUGCUUCAGGUGAAUCUCACUCAUUCCCAAAAUCCCUGUGAGAUGUAGCUUAUUUGGAUACUGUGGAAACUGAGGCAGGGCCAAGUUCACUGAGGUACAUAAUUCACACGGAACCUAGUGCUGCUGGGAGAUGGCCAUCCCCUGCCCCUCCCCCUCCCUCUCGUCUCUCCCUUUGCAGCUGAUUGUCCUGUUGGGCAGGGUCAUGGGCAGCCCUGAGGGUCCCUCCCAGGGCACCAAGGGUAAAGGUCACUGCAGGUGACUGUGAAGGCCACACCCCACUGGGAUCCUUCAAGGUCAACUGUCAGAGCCAUGGUCCACCCUUCACUGACGGGCUCUGCAGGACGCCGAGGUCCAGGGGAUAAACUCACAGUGACCCCAUCACACAGGCUGAGAAGGGACCAGCGGCCACUCUCUGAACCAGCCCGUGACCUGUGGGCACAGAGCAGACCCCCCCUCCCACCUCCCACCUGGAGGUCCUCUGUGAGCAGGACGGUGGGGGGAGGGGACAGACAGACGUCAGUGGAAGUUUCAUCACACGGUGGGACCCACGUCCAGGACAUGGCGCCCACCGCUGACCACCCACUGAGGUUCCUGUCACCUGUGGGUCCUGGGGAAAGGCCCCUCUUCCUCAUCAUCAUCGUCACUGUGACUGUUCACUGUGUGUUUCCUCGCCCUGCAUGUGGGUGUCAUGUCACCUGUGCUAAAUAAAUGUGUCAAUAAUUGUCA
Messenger RNA from Phyllostomus hastatus (greater spear-nosed bat), 1643 nucleotides. RefSeq names its product butyrophilin subfamily 3 member A3-like. The record is from RefSeq and is a predicted model, not a curated record. The transcript has 2 exons. Gene Ontology annotation, molecular function: protein binding. Bases 29 to 724 code for a protein of 231 amino acids. NCBI's taxonomy places the organism in Eukaryota, Metazoa, Chordata, Mammalia, Chiroptera, Phyllostomidae.